AUGGAUUCUCUCGACUUGCAAGCAUUGACCGACCUGGCUUACGGCACCCUUCAAAAUGCCUCCGACUUUGCAUUGCAGAAGGUAGAGGCAGCCGCCGGAUACUGGCAUGGCGAGGUCAAGUGCAACGUCGCAAUCACCAGCGAAUACAUCUGUCUCCGACAAGCGCUCGGUCUAUCGCUUGAUGGGGACCGCGAUGCGUAUCGCAAGUAUCUGCUGUCGGAGCAAAAUUCGGAUGGCUCGUGGUCCCUCGCGCCGGGCCUCCCAGGCGACGUCUCGGUGACGACCGAGGCGUACUUGGCGUUGAAGAUUCUUGGCAUGUCUGUCACGGGUUCUCGGCAGAUGCAGCUGGCGUGUGACAGCGUGCGCAGCAUGGGCGGUGUUGCAAAAGUCCGCAUUCUCACGCGCAUCUACCUGGCAACACUCGGCCUCUUUCCCUGGACGGCAAUACCACAGUUGCCUGCAGAGGUAAUUUUGCUUCCAGUCCUGUCGCCCAUCAACAUCUACAGGUUUGCGUACUGGAUUCGCGUCACCCUUAUUCCCAUUCUGAUCAUCUGCCACCAUCGCCCGACCUAUCGCCUCCCCAACGGCGUCUCUGCCGACAACGACUUCCUCGACGAGCUGUGGCUCGACCCGACGAAUAAAGCUGUGCCUUAUUGCAGUCCGCUGUUGCAGCUGUUGCUCCAAGCCAACUUUGUCGCAUUCGUCUUUACUCUGGUUGAUAAAGUGCUUGGCCUCCUCGGUUGCCUCCGCUGGCGCCAAGAGCGUAAUGGCGAUUGGACCGGAAUUUAUCAGCCGAUGCAUUUGAACCUAUUUGCGCUGCUUUUAGAAGGGUUCAAGAUGGAUGAUGAUCCAAUUCGUCUUGGGUUGGAGGCACUAGAACGAUUCGCGUGGCAGGACGAGGGUGGCAAGCGAAUGCAGACGAGCGUCUCCCCGAUCUGGGACACAGCAUUGAUGACGAUCGGCCUCUGCGAAUCAGGCCUGUCGCGAGGCAAGGGCACGGAGCUGGGCGACUGUCUAGAUCGUGCCGUGCAGUGGCUCGAGUCCCAGCAACGGCUUGGCCCGGAAGGCGACUGGCGCGUCUAUCGCCCGGGGCUCACUCCAGGGGCUUUCUCAUUUCAGUUCUCCAACUCGUGGUAUCCAGACGUGGACAAUACGGCAAUCGCCGUCAUAGCCUUGAUCACUCACGACGCCCGAGCCGCCACAUCGCCCGCCGUGACAAGGGCGCAAGAAUGGAUCUUGGGCAUGCAGAAUGCCGACGGCGGCUGGGGAACAUUCGAUGUGGAGAACAAUGCUUUGUACCUGAACCGGAUUCCCUUCAGCGACAUGGACAGCAUGUGCGACCCGUCCAUCGCAGAUGUCACUGGUCACGUCCUGGAAGCAUUCGGCCUUCUGCUACGGGCAACUGAAGACAGCAUCAAGCACGACGCCAACUUGACAGCUCGGACUCGCUUAGCUGCUCACCGAGCCAUAGGCUACCUUGCACGAACGCAGGAACCCUGCGGCGCAUGGUUCGGGCGCUGGGGCACCAACUACAUAUACGGCACAUGUACCGUCGUCUGCGGCGUGGGGUAUUUCCAAGGACGCGACGCGGGCGUCCCGAAGCUGAUGCAGUCGGCGACGAGCUGGUUGCGGUCGGUGCAGAAUCUCGACGGCGGCUGGGGCGAGUCGCUGCUGUCCUAUGCCGACGCCUCGCUGGCUGGCCGGGGGGCUGCAUCAGCGCCAACCCAGACCGCGUGGGCGGUCAUGGCAUUGCUUUCGCACUUGCCUCGGGAGAACGAGGCUGUUUGUCGCGGAGUCCGAUGGCUCGUCUCGGCGCAAACAAUGGCGGAGCCCUAUGGCGGGCAGCAGGCGGCGUUAUGGGCGGAGAGUGGCUUCACCGGCACCGGCUUCCCCAACCACUUCUACCUGGGCUACACUCUGUAUCCUCACUACUUUCCAAUGAUGGCAUUGGGCCGAUUUUGUUGUAGAAGUAAGGAGCAAGAAUGGGCAGCCGGUCCUGGGGCGCAAAUGGCGCGCAGGUAG
Messenger RNA from Purpureocillium lilacinum, 2022 nucleotides. The record is from RefSeq and is a predicted model, not a curated record. NCBI's taxonomy places the organism in Eukaryota, Fungi, Ascomycota, Sordariomycetes, Hypocreales, Ophiocordycipitaceae.